AUGGCGAAGGCUUACGAUAGGAUGGAAUGGGGGUUCUUAGAGGGUAUGUUACUAGCGCUUGGAUUCACCCGUGGGUGGGUUGAUCUGGUGUUGGUAUGUGUGUCCUCUGUUAGGUACAACGUCAUGGUUAACGGGGAGGCUGCAGGUACGCGUAAGGAGAGCCAAGGGUUGUUACACGGUGUGAAGGUGGCCCGAGGUGCACCCCCGGUGUCACAUUUGUUUUUCGCUAACGAUAGCCUCCUUUUCUUUAAGGCGACUGACGUUGAGGCUCAAGCUGUGCGGGAAUGUCUUGACCGGUACGGGCAAGCCUUGGGGCAAUUAGUCAAUUUUGACAAGUCAAGCAUAAUGUAUAGCACAAAUACCAUGUCUGGGGUGAGGGAUCGUGUGGGCGCGUCCUUUGGGGUUCAGGAGGUAGAAGGUUUCGGCAGGUAUUUGGGUUUACCAUCAUUUCUUGGUAGGAAUAGAACAUCAGUUUUUCGUUAUAUUGAACAGAAGGUGAGGGAGAGGGUCAGUUCUUGGCAGAAAAAAUUACUUUCCCGUGUUGGGAAAGAGGUUCUGCUCAAGAGUGUUGCGCAGGCAAUGCCAAUUUUAUCUAUGUCUGUGUUUCUACUUCCUACAGUUAUAUGUGCUUCAAUUGAGAAUAUGAUGAACAGGUUUUGGUGGCAGCAUGGUGGGGCUACGAGACGUGGACUCCAUUGGUUGAGUUGGAGGUGUAUGGCUUUACCAAAAUCCUGUGGUAGUAUGGGUUUUAAGCGUCUGCGUGAGUUUAAUGUGGCACUAUUGGCGAAACAAGUUUGGCGCAUUCUUACCGCACCUGAAUCUUUGACGACUAGAGUGUUAAAAGCCAGGUACUUCUUCCCUAAUGACUGUUUUUUAAAAGCUAGGCUUGGUUCCAAUCCUAGUUAUAUUUGGCGUAGCAUCCUAGCGGGGCAAGAUUUGCUUCGCAAAGGGGUUGUGCGCAGGGUUGGUGAUGGUGCUGAUACUUUGAUUUAG
This is a messenger RNA of Ipomoea nil (Japanese morning glory), 993 nucleotides long. RefSeq lists its product as uncharacterized. Bases 1 to 993 code for a protein of 330 amino acids. The record is from RefSeq and is a predicted model, not a curated record. The transcript is spliced from 2 exons. Lineage: Eukaryota; Viridiplantae; Streptophyta; Magnoliopsida; Solanales; Convolvulaceae.